Molecule: messenger RNA, 5905 nt
Organism: Paramuricea clavata
Lineage: Eukaryota; Metazoa; Cnidaria; Anthozoa; Malacalcyonacea; Plexauridae
Source: the annotation of a GenBank genome assembly
AUAACCUGAAAAUAUGCCAAUAAGGCAAUAUUGCACUUCCUACUUAUUUUCUUAUUGUUGCUGUAGACGUAGUCAUUAAUGCUAGGUCGCUUAAGCUAUUAACGUUAAAAUAUAAAACAGAGUCUAUGGCGCAAAACGAAGAUAUUAGAAUUAUUUGGAAAACUAAUUGCAAAUGGAGGGACACCGAUUACUAUGUCAAACAAGAGGACGUACGGCCGAUAGGCAGCUGCAAAGACAAGAUAAAAGAAGGAGACGCAGUAAAGGUGAAGCAGGGCCGUUGCGAAGGGAUAUGGAUUGGGGGGGUGUCGAAGGUCAAAUUGCCGAGUGACGCCAGUUGAAUUUGCCGAGUUUUUCAAAAGUUUGUAUAGGUAAUGAGAAGAAAAGUUUGUAUAGGUAAUGAGAAUCAUAUUGGUGUGCUAGUAACUGAGGGACACCAAUAUGGCUCUUGUUUUGAAAUAUGGAUGCCUGUUCGGGGGUUGUUGCUAAAAAGGAAUCGGGUUGCUUUAUAUAUAAAAUACGACAUUCUAAGAACAAACAAAUAUAUGGUCACGAAAUCGAAAAACACAAUUGCAAUAACUGCAACCACAGCUCAAUGAUUAGCACUAUUUUAUUUUCGUGCGUUUGUUUUCAGAUAGGAGUAUUAUUUUAAUUUAUUUAUAUUAAACAUAUAAAGCUGAAAAAAAAUUUAAAUUUACCAUAAAUUUAUACUGUGUUUUCAUAAGUCCUAAAUCGACACUGAAACUAUGUGCACACGGGUCACGUUUUUGAGCGUUUUUGCAGUGCCGUUUUCAAAUUUAGCGUUUAGGCGCCUUGUUCACAUUGAUCGUUUUUCUCGCAACAUUUUCAGACAAAGCACUAGUUUUUUAUAGUCUUCGUUUCCAAAUAUAAACACGGAAUUUCAUUUUCGCCUUCUACUUUUCUGUUUACACAAUAACAAAGUGUCAAAACGACCAAAAGUUUCAGACAUAGAGAACGAAUCUUUGGCAUCGUUUUCACUAUUUGAAACGUUUUUGCUUCCUGACGUCGUUUUCAUAUGUUUUCGUGUGAACAGAACCGUACGUGAAAAUGGUACUUUCAGUUUCAGAAAUUAACGCAUUACAACCAAAAACCGAAUUUUGAUGAAUUUUGAUGAAUUUGACCUUUUUUAUCCCCAGGCGCCGAAUAGACAAUUUAUAAUAUUUUUGUAUUUUGAGCAGUCUUAAAACUCUUAGUGCCGGAUAGUGUUAACUGGGCUUUGUACGACCCGAUUUUUCAAGAGUUUAAUUAAAUUUUAUGCGUCAGAAAGCGAGUAAAACGGAUAUGAUCAUAUGCAACCGAUCGAUGAUACCGAUCGCUGUAUGCGGUAUGUCUUUCAAAACUGUAGGCUGAUAAGAGUUAACAGUAAUUUCGCUAAAGAACUAAAGAAGACAAGUCCAUUCUUGUGGCAUGCCUCGUCUUUCUCUUGGUCUUCUUCUCAUCGGUACCUGUGGAGUCUUCUUGAGGAUCUUGCGCCUCUGACGACUCAAAAUAUUCUCUUUGGCUUUGACUGCGGUUUGCAGUCUCAAACGGAUUAGCUGGUACGUCUUUAUGUGCUACUCGCACUUGGUUUCCCUUAUGGCAAGUUUGCUCGUGCCUCUUACGUUAAUCGUCGGGCCGUAUGUUAGAUAACUUUUAUGCCGGUUAAUACGUUUUCCCUCGUGAAAUAAAUAAUAAAGUUUCUAUAGUCGUCAAAAACCGAAUUACAUUCAAGACACUAAAGUUUUAUUAUUUUUCUUUUGGGCAGUUUUGAACCGCACAUAAUUGAUAAAAAUCCUUCGCUAUAAGAGCAGUCGAGCGAAGAACAUGCCCGGAAACGUGGGUUUCACAUUUCAGCCUCCCGUCGAUUUUCGACAAAUAAAAGACUAAUAGUUUUACUAGAAAACAGAAAUACAUUUAAAUGGUUUUGACAUAAGAACACACAAACCAUUAUUUUAAAUCCAAAAUUUAUCGCUUUAUUUAUCGCUUUCGUUCUUAACUUUUACAAUUUGCUGAAUGCCGAUUUCGCAAUUUGCCGAACAGUAACGAAGAAAUUUGCCGACUGGGGCCGACUUGUGAAAAUUAUUGGGGGGGUGGAGCACCCCCCCACACCCCCCCGCUCGCGACGGCCCUGAGGUGAAGUAUGGUACACGUUGGUAUAACGCAGAAAUCGUUGAAAUAACAACAUCAACAACAACAACAACAACAACAACAACAACAACAACAACAAAAAAUGAAGGUUAGAAUGUUAGAGUUUGUAAUCCAAGUUUGUAACCUACCGUUACUUAGAUAUAAAUCUGCAGGCUUUAUCUUGCCCGUUUUUAUAGCUAACUGUUUUUUUCAUUGUUGUGUUAUAGUGGAUCAAGUUGUAGAUGAAGUUGCGGAUGAUGAUCAUUAUCAGAAGUUCCUGGCACUGCAAGGAAAAAGAGAACGGGAUUGGAAAGUGGGACGAGAGCACGCAAGAAAAAAAAAAGAAAGAAAACCGCCAAGACGAUGUCGCAAGCACUAGUGCAUCUUCAGCGCCCUGCAACGGGAACGGCUCUAUUCAGCCAGUUACGGCCGACAUUGGUGUAGAGGCAAUGGCAAAAGAGUGGGUAUCAAUAAAGAAGAGAAUUGAUGAAAUCGACAAAAAAGCGGUAUUUGCUGCUGACCUGACUAAGGUGACUGUUUAUUCAGGCUAUUUUCUAAAGUGACUAUAACUUACAGUAUACAAAUUUUAAUUUAUAGUCAGUAAAAUUUUAUGAAUCCUAAAAAUAACUAGCGCAACGCUUGCUAUGUAUGAUUAUUGAGUUUUAUAAUUAUUAGCAUGGGAGAACUAUAGUCAAAGAAAUUUUUAAAAUGUGCUAUUUCCUCUUGAAAAUCCAUUUACGCCUACGCAAUGAAGCCAUAUGAUUCCGGCACGACGCAUGUGGUAUAUCAAUCAAAGCAUGCUUGUUCGCACUCGAGUAUAAAAAAGUGAUAGAAAAUGCCAACUAGAUCUGUAAUUCACCUAAAACUGGAUCAAAAUUUAAGGAAGUCGACCCUUCACAAUUUCUGAAUUAUGCACGAAAAACGUUGAAAGAUCUUAGCGCGGCAUAUGCAAAAGCUAAGCGCGGUAUAUGCAUGGAAAAGCAUGGAUAGCGCAAAGAGUGUAUUGAUUAUUGGCGCCCAGCAUAUCAGCAAUAUGACAUAAGAUAUUGAUAGUGCAAAUAUUUUAAUCUUUCCUUUUCAGUUUACUCCGCUUAAAAUAAAUAAUAACAUCUAUAGUUGGGCUAGCCUGCGAUAAACUGCAUGGUUAAUUUAUGGCAUUAUAAAUUUGCAUAACAAGCAUAAUUCAAUUUUCCGUAAAUAAAUAGUGUAUACUAUAAUCUAUAUAUAUCAUUAUUAAUUAAAGAUGUAUGACAAAGUAUUAAACUCAUCAAAAUGCUCAUAACACACUAACAGUACGACUGUAACAACUACACUCAUUAUGUUUGCAUGUCUUUUCAGAUGAUUCAAGAAAUAAAAUGCUCUGUAACUGAGAACUUCUCAACGAUAGAAAAGCGCCUGGAAUCUUUGGAAAUAAUUACUAAAUCUCCAGAGACUAUAACUACUGUAAGUGCUAACACAAGUUCUAUCCGCCAACAACCAUUAGUUUAAUUGUCGGUGACAAAAGGACAGACAUCUAUAUAUGUAUAUUGUUUGAACUGUUCUUCCGCGAUAUGAAUGUACAUUACAAUCUAAAUAUUUCCAUUAUAGAUGAUUGAAGAAAUGAGCAGUUCAAUAAAAAGCUACCUGUUCAGGAUAGAGCAACGUUUAGAAACUAUGGAAUUCAGCACUAAAUCAACAGAGUCGGUGAGUAUUAUAGGAGCCAGCAAAUGUAUUAAAGUUCGCCGGCCAGAUUGAAUAGUAUACGCCAACGUCUUGCCCACAAUUAUGUAAACUAUUCAAGCUAUGGCAUGUUAAUUAAUAUCCAUACAUGCAUGUUAUUCGUUUUGUUGUAUUUUCCAUACCCUUGCAGGUUUGACCAUUUACAGAGUUUGUUUUCAAUGUUUGUAUUCAGUUCAAAAUUAUUAAUACAAUGAUGUAUUAUUACAGUUGAUGGGGUUCAAGUCAGAAAAAAUUCUUAAAUUCAAGUCAGAAAAAAAUUCCAGGCUGUUUACUGAAAAUUUAAUUAAAAUGAAAUACUUGCCUAUAGAUGCAUAUGAAUUAAACCAGCUUUCGCUUGCCAAAAACAUCUGUAAGAAGGUGUAUGUAUCAAAAUGUAAUCCAACUUUGACAUGUCAUCGCCGGUUAAUUAAUACGUCGAUAGGGUUUCUUUUUUUCAUUUAUAAAGAUCAGGCUUUUAGCUCUCAAAUGACGCCUUUAUGGAAUGAUCGCGAUUAAAAAACGACCAAAUUAAUGGUGAUACAGCACAUGCCUGGGGAAAAGCUAGGUUACCUAUUCCAAAUAGAUAUCCAAAAUUAAUUUUAUUAUACUCAUGCAUGUAGUUACUAGUCUCAGUAACGAGUUUUUGCUGUGUUAUAAUUAGCAUUAUAUAAUUACGUUUUUUCCGAUUUUAUUUCUUUUAAUAGCAGUUCAAUAGCCCAAUUGACGAUUCCUAUGUUUCUAUUGCGAAAGAAGAUUCACCGCCCCUAAAUUCCUCAAGUCUUGCCUCAACUGGCUCAAGUAAUCAGUUUCAGUUGUCAACCAUAGAUUUUGACACGUUGAGGCGCUUGGUAGAGAACCCAACAUGCACAGAUAAUAUUAAUCAAACCACCGAAGUGGAAUCUGGUAAAACUUCUUCCACCUUGCCAGAUUUAGCCAAUUCAGAAGCAAGCUCAAGCCAAUUGUUGUCUGAUGAUGUGAUUAGAAAAUUUGUGACGCCAAGCAAAGACGUCAAAAAAAUCAGUGCGAUAUUGGAAAGUACUGUAGAACCACGUAAAUGUGCGCUAAAGCUUCUGUCAUUCUUCUUUUCUGAACAAGAGCUUCGACAAUGCAACACAGACGGGACACAUGGCAAGCCUGCACUUGAUCCAGUGAAAUUAAAUUCCUUAAAAGGUUUGUCUUACAAAUCACGUAUAGUUUUUACGUAUAUAUAUAUACUGUACAUUAAACUUUUUGCUUAAUUAAACAUAUACAUUCUGUUCCUUUUUUACAUUAGCCCCCCCCCCCCCAAACAAAAAGUAAUCCAAGUUUAGCACACCACUGUGCGCUAAUUACUCGCAUGAUGCGCGAACGUAAGUUUUUUGAUAGUCAUAAAGAUCAUGCUUUUGGCUGUUGAAUGAUAUGUUUUCGUCAUUAAAGAGAACAAUUGAGCAAAUACGAGUUCGACAAAAGUGUUUUUCGAAAUCGCAUAUUUCACCUCUGCGGCUUAUAAUUAAAACAGCGCAUAGCAAAAGGAAAAGAAAUUAAACACGAAUAUGCCAUUUUAACUCUAGAGCUCAGAGCUGGUUUACAAGAUGGGUUAUAAUAUAAUUAUGCAUAUAUGCAGGUAUUUUAUUAGCUAAUUUUCAAUAGUUUUAGACCCAAUUCUCAAUGGUAAAAAUAUAUAGGGCACUUUCAAUAAACAAUUUUUAUCGGAUUAGUAUUUGCUCUUUCUACAGCUAAAAGAUAAAUCUUUAUGAUUAUGAAAAAAUACAUUUAUGCACCAAGUAAAAAACGCAAUUGGUAUGCUUUUUUAUACACCCUGUAUUGCUAUUAAAUAAGUCAUAAAUUUAUAGACAUGGGAAGUGACUUGAAAAAAGUUGAAAUAUUUUAUUAUUAAUUUUAUAGUGUUGUUAUUCAUGCGCUUCGUUUUGAAAUGCAAAGAAGAUGAAGAGGAUGUCUGGAAAGGCGUAAAAUCGGCGAUUAACGGCAAAUGUAGAGCAAAUAAGUUCUACAAAAAAAGACUUAACCUCACAAACAUCCCACAAGAAUGAUCCUUAUGAGUUAUGGCGACUGAUUUAUUGAGACACUUAAGAAUUAAUUCGAC